AUGACUCCCUCAGGCGAACAUUUUGCCGAUGGCUCUCCCAACCCCUUGGCCCUUUUAUCCGAGAGAGUUUGCGUAAAGAAGGACUGGCUGGAAGAUGUAGUCCGGAAGGACAGGUACCGAGUGAAUAAUAAGCAUGACAAGACCCACCCACCGCUACCCCUCUCCAAGAUCCUGUGGCAGACGGAAGAAUUGGUCGGAAAGGAGAUGCCGUACAGCCUGAGCAGCCAAAACUGUGAAAAUUUUGUUAUGGAGCUGCGUUAUGGACCGGAAAUGAGUGAACAGAGCAGCUCUUUCAUAGCUCAUGCUGUAGACCAAUUUUCAGAGUUUCCAACAGUUUUGAGGUUCAUCUAUCGGGAGGGCCAUCUAGUUGAAGAAAAUCUGGGCUGGGUGGAAUUAUCAGCCUCACCUGCCAGCACUCAUAUACUUUUUUUUAAAGCUUCUUCUGCUGUCCAUGGACCAGGUGACCGCCUUGCGAAUGGGGCCGCCAGCGUACUGGCGGUCUUGUCUGACCGAGCGUACGUUAAGAAAGACUGGCUGGAAACGGUGGUACGGAACGACCAAUACCGAGUGAACAACAAACACGACCACACAUAUCCCCCCCUGCCCCUAACGAAGACCCUCGAGCGGGCAGAAGAGCUGGUGGGCAGAGAGAUGCCCUACAACUUGACCAGCCACAACUGCGAACACUUUGUCAUGGAGUUGCGAUAUGGCAUUGCAAUGAGUGACCAGACCUUGUUCAUGGUUUUGUUUACCUCCCAUUUGGAUUACUGCAAUGUGUUCCACAUGGGGCUGCUCUUGAAGAUGAAGAAGUGGCUCAAUCAAUCAAUCAAUCAAUCAAUUAAUCCCAUCAAUCAUAACACCACGCUGCACUCAAAGCAGGUUCCCUACGCUGUUUUACUCCAUCAAAAGAUAUUUCAGAGCAAAUUCUGGUAG
This is a messenger RNA of Thamnophis sirtalis, 933 nucleotides long. The record is from RefSeq and is a predicted model, not a curated record. NCBI's taxonomy places the organism in Eukaryota, Metazoa, Chordata, Lepidosauria, Squamata, Natricidae.